Molecule: messenger RNA, 3174 nt
Organism: Macrosteles quadrilineatus (aster leafhopper)
Lineage: Eukaryota; Metazoa; Arthropoda; Insecta; Hemiptera; Cicadellidae
Product: cardioacceleratory peptide receptor-like
Exons: 13
Coding region: 83-1207 (374 amino acids)
Biological process (GO): G protein-coupled receptor signaling pathway
Cellular component (GO): membrane
Molecular function (GO): vasopressin receptor activity
Source: RefSeq, a predicted model, not a curated record
GCGCUGGAUCAAAAACGCCAGUGCGGCCCCUGCUUUGGCCCCGACCGCUCCUCGUCCAAUCAGGACGAUAAACGGCACUCCAAUGGAAUCAUCAGACUUUGCCAACAACCUCUCGUUGGAGACGACUCCGACUAAUACCACUGGAGAAAUCAACUCUUUUUACUUCUAUGAGACAGAACAAUUCACCCUGUUGUGGAUCCUGUUCAUUGCCAUUGUGUUGGGAAACACGUCGGUGUUAGCGGCUCUAGUUCUCACAAAAGCUCGAAAGUCUAGGAUGAACUUCUUCAUUAAACAUCUUGCUUUUGCAGAUUUACUAGUUGGACUGAUCAGCGUCCUUACAGACAUUAUUUGGCACAUCACCGUGUCCUGGACCGCUGGUAACUUGGCAUGUAAAGUUAUACGGUUUUUACAGGCAGUCGUCACAUAUUCGUCCACCUACGUGCUGGUGGCGUUGUCAGUGGAUAGAUACGAUGCGAUCAUCCAUCCCAUGAACUUUUCUGGAAGUUGGAGACGAGCUCGUAUUCUCGUAGCGUGUUCAUGGCUCCUGAGCAUCUUGUUUUCAUCUCCGAUUAUCAUUCUCUACGAAGAGCGAGUGAUUCAAGGCAGGUUGCAGUGUUGGAUUGAGCUGACCAAGCUACAAUGGAAGAUCUACAUGACAUUGGUAGCACUGCUUUUGUUUGUGUUGCCAGCCCUGAUCAUCACAGCAUGCUACACCAUCAUCGUUUACACCAUCUGGACCAAGAGUAACAUGCUGAGUCCAUCUCACCACGCGUCAACGCCACUAAAAAAUGGAGACAGAGCAGAAGAUGAGUUAAGAAGAGCAAGUUCUCGAGGAAUAAUUCCGCGAGCGAAAAUAAAAACUGUAAAAAUGACUUUCGUCAUCGUAUUUGUAUUCAUCCUGUGCUGGAGUCCUUACAUAGUGUUCGAUCUACUCCAAGUGUACGGUUUCAUACCUCAAACACAGACAUACAUCGCAGUGGCCAACUUUAUACAGAGCUUGGCUCCACUCAACUCAGCAGCUAACCCAGUGAUAUACUGCAUGUUCUCGACACACCUCUGCAUGCCUCUCAGGAAGGUACCAGUGUUGGGAUGGCUGUGUUGUGGUACUGUACCACCAGGAGGUGACUCUAGUACACUGACUGACACUACUAGUCAGAGAACUGCUCCUUCCACUAGGAGAGUCAACACUGUACAGUUGCAUCUCUGAAGCUGCUCAUCUUUCAAACUAUGUGUUCGGUCCUCCAGUUUUGUUUGUGAGCUACGUCAUCUGCCCCAGCAGUAUUUCUCUCAAGGAUUCAGAGGAUGGCAACUUUGCAAGUCUGCAGCGAAUCUUAACAAGUCAAAAGUUCCAGUUUUCUGCCAGUUCUACAUGUUUUUCAGUAUUAUGUGUGUACAGUUUGUUUACAGGUGUAUUCAUGAAAGUGUAUCAAGGCAUCAUCUAUCGUCCAUGAAGCAACUAUUCCAAGUCACUCCUUAGGCAGAAGAAAAGGGUUUAUCCAUGGCAGAAAUUACAGACAAGAGAUUUUGGUUCCGCAUUGAGAACUAGUUGAAUACAUCAGAGAGAAAUAAAAUCCAAUAGAAAAAAAUAACUCUAAAAAUCACUCACAUAGUAUUUUAAUUGAUUGAAUUGUAAAAUCAUGUUUUUAACUAAUGUAAGUCACAUUUGAUGUAAAUAAUUUACCAAAGAUUUUACUAAGUAGACAACACAUUUGUAGGAAUGAAUAUAUUUUGUAGACACUUAAUUAUUUAAAAUUGAGUGUGAUAAGUGUAAAAACUUCAGUCUAAAGCCCCCAAUACACGAGCCAACAAGUCCUCAUCCAACUUCGACCACAUCAGGACCGUAUGUGGGAAAAUCAGACCAGGUCAGCAGUUAGUCGGACAAGUCCGCGGUCGGUUGAGAAUUCCCAGCGGAUUUGGCCAACACAACAGACAUGUCGAAUCUCGUGUAUAGUCUCAACAGACUUGCAGACCGGCAAUUCACUGCGGUUGUUUUAAGGACGUUAUACAGUAAACACGCUUCAAAUUGUGUAGUGAUGACAAAAGGUUUUGGGGAGGAGUUUGUAGAAUUACAAGAGUAUGCCAUGUUUGUGGGACAUUCGUAGUAAACAAAACAGCAACAAACUCUUGAGACAAGAGGUUUUAGGUAGAUUGUUUGAGAAAAAUUAACCGGAAGCUACGGUAGAUGUUGUUAAGAAAAUGAUCGUUAACCAUUACUGACAUGAGUUACGGGGUGCAUGAACGUGAGUUGUGGGAAGGGUUGUCAUCUUCAGGACCGACGAAACCAGAUGGAAAAGCGAUCUUACUUGCAAUCAUUCCGUCCCAAACUGAAGUGUGAAGUCCCGCCUGAUGCUGACCGAAUAAAACCGAAGCUACAUGACCAUACCGCUGUCAGAACACUGGUCGGGUCGUGUGUGGUAACAGCCAGACUUGACAUGCCAGACCGUGUAUGGGGGGCUUAAAUCUCCAUCUAAAAGUUGAAAAGCUUUGAACUAAAUGUGUUACAUGUUUUACAUGACAAACCAUUUAAAUUAUUGUCCUAUUUUUUGAGUUUUGAAAAUUAAAUUUACUGUAGGCUUUUGUCCUUUAUUUAUUUUAAUUAUCAUCAUAAUCAUUCUCAUUUUGGAAUCUUAUGUACUCAUACCUGAUAAACAUUAAAACCUAUUAUUUUAUUCUGGAGCAUUUUGAACAAUUGUUUUCUAUUUAAAAGUUUAAGUGAUUAGAGGUCAAUUAAAUAUAAAGGUUUUAAGUGAUGUUUCUGUAACUAAACUAUUAAGAUUUUUCAAAGACAAAAAGAAAAUUAUUUAUCAUUUUUAAUUUAAAUGUAGUAAAAGAUUUAAGUAUUUUCAUUGCAAGUCUUUUCUUCCACUUUUCUGGUGUUGAUUGCACCAUGUUAUUGUUAUAACAAUAAACCUUGACGUAAAAACUCAUCAUUAAUGCUGUGACAAAUACAAGUCAAUUUUAAGUUCUAUAGAAUAUUUUUCCCAAACAAUGAACUAUACUCAUUCACUCAUUGCAAUCACUUCUGUACCUACUGUAGUUAAGUGUUUAGUCACGAUUUUUGCAUUUCUUUUUACUUUCUCCCCCUAUACCAUAGUAUAUGGAGAAAGUAUUGUUUUCGUCAAAAUUUUCGAGUUUGAGUUUUGAGUGGAUAUAUUCGUUUUGGGUCCCCCUGGA